Molecule: messenger RNA, 210 nt
Organism: Peronospora matthiolae
Lineage: Eukaryota; Oomycota; Peronosporomycetes; Peronosporales; Peronosporaceae
Source: the annotation of a GenBank genome assembly
AUGUGCCGCGUCGUACUGCUCGUACAGACCCAGUACGUCAACCAUCAGCUGGGAGCGGGGCUCCCAAGAAUCCCACGACGGGGGAUAGCCGCGCCACCGGACGAGAUAACUCGUCCGACGUCCAGUUCACGUCGCGGUGGCUCAACAGCUGCUCAAGUAGAUAGCGCUGGCCACCGCGAGAGUCCUCUAAUGCAGGUGGAGGAGGAGUGA